UCGGCUGUGAGCCUUGAAGGUGAGUGCACUGAGCACUCUGCCCGGAUCCGCGCCGCGAGCGUAACUUAGUUCGUAACGCGGGAGAAUGUAGAUUCAAUUCUAUUGUCAUUUUACACUUGUGAUUUUUGUAACAGAUGAACAAUUUAACGUAAUAAAACUUAAAGCAAAGUUUGGACAGUAAAUACAUAACAGACGAAAACCGAAACAAAACGAACUGUCCAUGCUGCGCUUGAUUUUACAAAGUGAGCAAACACAAAGGAGAUAAAUCUAGAACAGUUCUUGAACAGGACAAUGUUAACAAACAAAAUCAACAGAGCGGGUGAAACUUUCACAGCUAAGAAGUCGAAACUGUGUAUACAAUGUCGGUGGAGAGCAGCGAGCUCUAACAAGCCGGCCAUCCGAACUUGUUAAACGUGGCCGGGGAGUAAUUCACCGAAGCGGUCUCUAACUGAACACUCAGACAGUUUGGGGGCGUUCGCGGCUGUGUGUGGCAAGGCUGGGAGCACAGAUUUGUUUCUGCAUGGCAGGCCGCAGUGCUGGUGACGCGCGCCGCCCGGCCCGUGGAUGAUGGAGGCGCAGCCGCUGGGCCGGGCUCGCCAGGCGCCCGCCGCGAGGAACCACAUUGUCUACACCGACCAUAAAGGACGAAAAAUACCGUACGCUGACAAAAUCACUCCCGAGCCGAUCCUGCACAACAAUACGAGUCGGGACACAAAGGCCGACUCGAUCAGGAACAGCUACAACAGCCAGUUCAAAGUGGGCAUCUACGGCUGGAGGAAGAAAUGCCUCUACAUUCUGGUUACUGCGUUAAUGCUCAUGAUGAUCAUCAAUCUCGCGCUCACGCUGUGGGUACUUAAAGUGCUGGAUUUUAAUUCGGAGGGAAUGGGCCAACUUCGCAUCGUGCCCGGAGGCUUACAACUAUUGGGACAAGCUCUAAUGUUGGACUCUCUGUUCGCGUCCACCAUCAAGUCACGUCGAGGAUAUCCAAUUUACAUGGAAGCUUCUCGAAAUUUUACCGUUUCUACUAGAGACUCGCACGGAAUGCUACAGAGUAGAUUAUAUCUAGGUCACGAUCGUUUAGAGCUGAAUGUUGCUCGGCUAGAGGUGCGCGACGCUCGGGGGGCACUGCUGCUGGGUGCGGGGCAGGACUCGGUGACAGUGGGCGCCGACACGCUGACCGUGGUCAGCCCCGCCGGCGUCACCGUACAAGCCGCCGCGCAGACACCCCUAGUCAAAGCCCCCCCUUCAAAACCAUUGGUGCUGGAGUCACCGACGCGUUCGCUAGAGAUGCACGCGGCACAGAACAUAGCGCUGGAGUCACGAGCCGGCGACAUCAGCGCCAGCUGCCUCACCACCUUCCGCAUCAGAUCCGUCGCCGGCGCUAUUCGUCUCGACGCACCAAGUAUAUUUAUGCCAAAGUUAAAAUCGGCGUUACCGCUGCCCCCGUCAGCGGCGCACACGCACGACCCCCACCACCAGAACAUUUACCAGCUGUGCGCAUGCGCGAACGGCAAGCUGUUCCUCGCGCCGCCGCACGGCGUCUGCGCAGCUCGGGAAGAGAGCCUUAUAUGCCGAUGAUGAAUUUAUAUUGUGAUCCUGUGACAUUGUUGUUCAUUGACGCUUGUUAUGUAUUACUUUCGCGGGUUUACAUGCGCUAUGUAUGUUAAGAAGUCUGUACGAUCUUAGUUUAUAGUUGAUGUGGCAACGUUGUGUUCCAAGACUUUAUAGCUAUGAGUGGAUUUACAUGAUAUAGGUACGGAUGUAGGAAUCAAGCCGAAGGACUUUGAAUUGUAAUCGUGACACAGCUUGUUUUCGAUUGCUAGAUAAAUAUGAUAUGAAAAUGAAAUGCUAGAUAAAUAUUUAUGAUGACACAACUCAUGAUAGCAAUAAACCAAUAACACGUUAUCUCAACUCAAAAAAAUUGCUAGACAAGUUGUUAAUUUUUAAUCACCUGAUUGCAAUUUGAAGUCCAUUUAAUAUGCGCUCGAUGGGUUUGUAAAGUCUCAGCCGGUUGUGCUUAUCGUUAUAAACUGUGACAACUUGUGUUAAUUGCUUCGAAAUAAUGUUAUUGUUACUAACGAAACACGUGAAUCUUACAUGUUUGAUGGACAUAAUCCCCUCAAAGAGUUUUAAUAUAAUAUUAGGUAACAACGAUGUCAAAUAACUGUAACGUAGAACGAAUUAUAAAUAGGUGUAAUGUUUGAGCCCCAUGUUAGUGAGUUAUACUUGAUUUAUAUGUGUGGGUGUAUAAGCAGUCCCUUUACAGAGAUUGCCAUAAAUUGGUGGCGUGGCUUGUGCUUCACCCACUGUAUGCACCAGAAUAAUUAUGUGUUUGUGUAGCCAAUCGCUACAGAUAUUUCUUCGAAGUUUGUGUAUCACGUUCAUGGUUCAAAUAGCGAGGCUU
Helicoverpa armigera (cotton bollworm) is the source of this 2404-nucleotide messenger RNA. RefSeq names its product delta-sarcoglycan. Bases 565 to 1578 code for a protein of 337 amino acids. The transcript is spliced from 7 exons. The record is from RefSeq and is a predicted model, not a curated record. Lineage: Eukaryota; Metazoa; Arthropoda; Insecta; Lepidoptera; Noctuidae. Gene Ontology annotation, cellular component: sarcoglycan complex; membrane. Gene Ontology annotation, biological process: heart contraction.